GGUUGGCGUUUGAGUGAUCAAACAGUGUGCUGGAUAAUCACACGUGUUUUGUGACUUCGACUGGAUCAUUCUACACGUAUUUUAUCGUUCGAUAAUGGCCAUGGAUCGUUCAAUGUACGGCAAGGUGGAACCGGGUGCUACUUAUCAACCGUAUCGCAUCACGGUGAAAAAUGGAUCCUCACCAGGAUAUGCCCUCCUCGCCGAUCUUCAGAACACGGUAUCUACCGAUGGUAACAACGCAACGACGCCUGGCUAUGGAUCACUCAAUGGGGCAAGAUCGCAUCCCGGCGCUUACAGGGGUUACGAUAAUCGAACUUCACCGUUGCCGCCACAAUCGCCUACUUACCAAAAUCGCGAAGCGAUCGAGGAAUCGAUAACCAGAUCUGGCAAUGUUCCUCAUUCCCAGACCGCACCCGGUGGAAAGAUGCCAUCUCUGAACAAUAAUCUCUCAGAGCUGGAUACGUUGCUUCAGGAUCUCAGCAAUGCACACUACAAUGCGCAUCUUCAAGAAAGAGACAGCAUAGGAUCGACUGGGCGACUAAAUGGAGGUGCUAAUAGUCCAAUGUUACGCUCACCCAGUAGCCUGUCAACGACUCGACCUACAGUGGAUUCUCUUCUCGAAGAACUAAGCACUGCAGUUCCUGCUGGCGACUAUCCGCAAGAUGGAAAAGUGACUGUUACCAUCCAAGAGACAUCAACUGAGAUACAACCUGUUUACGAAGGAUAUGCCCAAAAUCAACGAGAAUCCUUGGUGACUAGGACUGAAACUAAUCCAAGUUUAGCAAACGGACACGCAGCCAGUAAUGCCACCAAGGAACUGGAUGACCUCAUGGCCUCACUUUCUGAGUUUAAAAUUAAUGGUAGCACUCACCAACAUCAGACGGUGACUGACUCCCCGUACGCCAAACCAAAUAAAGCUACCAAGAGCUCACCGAGUCCGCAGCCAGCAGAAGGACCGCUGACCAGGAUCCAUAUUUCGGAGACUCAUACUACUCAUCAUUACCAACCGCAGCACGGGGAGAGUCAUAACGCCCAAGCUGCAACUCAAAUAAAACAGAAUCAGUUAGAUUCUAUGCUAGGAAACCUUCAGGCAGACAUGAGUCGUCAAGGAGUAAAUACAACUCAGAAGGGAUGCUGCAACGCGUGCGAAAAGCCCAUAGUUGGACAGGUGAUCACUGCUCUGGGAAAGACGUGGCAUCCGGAGCACUUUACUUGCACCCACUGCAAUCAGGAGUUGGGCACUCGUAACUUUUUCGAGAGAGAUGGUCACCCCUACUGCGAACCGGAUUAUCACAACUUAUUCUCCCCUCGAUGUGCUUACUGUAACGGCCCAAUUCUCGAUAAAUGCGUAACUGCCUUGGAAAAAACGUGGCACACAGAGCACUUUUUCUGCGCUCAGUGUGGCAAACAGUUUGGAGAAGAUGGUUUCCAUGAACGCGAUGGUAAACCUUAUUGCCGCGAAGAUUACUUUGACAUGUUUGCACCCAAAUGCGGUGGAUGCAAUCGUGCGAUAAUGGAAAAUUAUAUCUCAGCUCUCAACAGCCAAUGGCAUCCAGACUGCUUUGUCUGCAGGGAUUGUAGACAACCGUUUCAUGGCGGAUCAUUUUUCGAUCACGAAGGAUUACCUUACUGCGAAACUCACUAUCACGCAAAACGAGGAUCCCUAUGCGCUGGGUGCCAUAAGCCCAUUACUGGUCGCUGCAUAACUGCAAUGUUCCGAAAAUUCCAUCCUGAACACUUUGUGUGUGCGUUUUGCCUGAAGCAAUUGAAUAAAGGAACCUUCAAAGAACAAAAUGACAAACCAUACUGCCAUGGCUGCUUUGACAAGUUGUUCGGAUAAAAGUAAUUUAAUCAAUAUACAAAAUGUAUACAUCCAUAACAUGUACGCAUGCAUACAUUAUGUCCUUUUACAGGAUAGACUAUCCCACACAGAAAGAAAAAAAAGGAGUUAUCUUUUAUCUUUGAUAUACGUACUAUCGUAAUAUUCUAUAUUUGCCAUACAGUUGAAUGAGUAUGUAUUACAUACAAAGAUAACAGAAUUUUAUUCAAACAUUUAGCUAUAUGUAACCACGAGGCGAGGCUCACCUUCAGAAUAAUUUUACCAUUUGGUAUACAGUUUUUGUAUUUGGCAACUCCUGCAGUAGUUAAUUGUAAUAAUUGUGAAACAUUUUAAUACAAAUAGAGGUAUUACGUUAUUAUAACUCUCGCUGGGUAUAGUAAUAACUAACUGAUAUAUUAUUAUUAUGAUGCUACUAAUCACGUCACUGAAAAUAUUUGAAUUUAGAGCGCUGCAUGUUUUCCUUUCCAACCACUGCAGUAGGACGUGUAAAUUAUAAUGCCUUCUACUAAUAUUAUAUAACAGCGGAACCUCUUCUUUUCAAAGUUUUUAUUACAUAUACGACUAUGAAUUAUUGUUGUAGGCAUAUAUGUAUAUAUAUUUACGUCAAUUUAUGUACAGUUAAUAACAGUUUAUGAACGGUUUAAUUAGCAUUCUAAUUCUUUUCUUGGGUCUAUUACUAAUUAUUAUUAUUUCUAUCUUUAUUGAUUUGCUUUAUUUUUUAUAGCUAAAAGCGUAUACCUGCAUAUAAAGAUAUUAAAUCUUUCUGAUUAACUUCGUUUGAAAAUAUUGUGGACUAUUGAGUAUUGCGAGAUCGCAUUAACUUGUUGACUAAUCCAGAUUAGGAUAAAGGAUGAAAUAAAUAGAUUAUUAUUAAGAAAUUGAAUACUAGAUUCAUUUUGAGUAGUUCAAAUCGUAACGUAAAAUUCAGGAAUAACAUACACUAAAGUACGUUUGUUACUUUGACUAUAAUUCACCUUCCUUUUUAUACCUGCAACCCAAUUAC
Molecule: messenger RNA, 2843 nt
Organism: Diprion similis
Lineage: Eukaryota; Metazoa; Arthropoda; Insecta; Hymenoptera; Diprionidae
Gene: Pax
Product: leupaxin
Exons: 10
Coding region: 95-1840 (581 amino acids)
Biological process (GO): muscle structure development; actin cytoskeleton organization
Cellular component (GO): Z disc; adherens junction; stress fiber
Molecular function (GO): actin binding; muscle alpha-actinin binding
Source: RefSeq, a predicted model, not a curated record